This is a messenger RNA of Temnothorax curvispinosus, 1439 nucleotides long. It is a transcript of the gene EloB, whose product is annotated as elongin-B. Gene Ontology annotation, biological process: transcription elongation by RNA polymerase II. Gene Ontology annotation, molecular function: protein binding. Gene Ontology annotation, cellular component: VCB complex; elongin complex. The record is from RefSeq and is a predicted model, not a curated record. The transcript has 3 exons. Bases 159 to 512 code for a protein of 117 amino acids. Lineage: Eukaryota; Metazoa; Arthropoda; Insecta; Hymenoptera; Formicidae.
CUGGUGGGUCCGGUGUGUACCCCUGACCCGAAGGUCUGCUGCUGGUAAACAUUAGAGCUCGAGAGCUAUAAAACGGGCCUGGCGUGUUCCAGCGGCAUUACAUAUUAAUCCUAUUGUUAUAUAUUAUAAUAUUAGGUGUAUAUAUAAUUAGGAUCACAAUGGACGUAUUUCUAAUGAUCAGGCGAAAAAAAUUGACGAUAUUCACCGACGCGAAGGACGACACCACGGUCCUCGAGCUGAAGAAGAUGAUCGAAGGUAUAAUGAAAGUACCACCGGCAAAUCAACAGCUAUUCAACAAGGACAACCUUCUAAUGUCGGACAACAAGACUUUACAGGAUUAUGGACUGACAUCGUCAACUGCGAAAGCGCAAUGUCCUGCGUUAGUCGGUUUAGCUCUGCGUCAGCCUGAUGGUCAGUUUGAAACUCUCGAAAUGACACCCUUCUCACUACCGCCGGACCUCCCUGACGUUAUGAAAUCCCAAGAGAACAAUGGCCAAGAGCAGUCACCUUGAAACGACGCGGACGAUGUUGCGUCAAUCGACGAUGAAGUUUUGUGUUCUGCGCAAUUUAGUAAUCGUCAGGACAGCUCUGGAUGGUAAAAAAAAAGGGGGGGGCAAAGGGAAAUCUUACGUACCACGUAUGUGAAAUAUUAGAGUGUGAAUAUUAUGGUAACGAAUACCGUAUGAAUAUUAGAUACAUGCAACUUUACACGAGUAUUCAGAGCUGCAAAAAAUUUUUCAAUAUUCAAUUCAAUGAGGAUGCUAUAUAGUCAUGCGAUCUUCAGUCUUGUAAGGACAUGUGAUGAGUACUAAUUUGUACUUGAUUAUUAGACUGAAAGUGAUAAUAAAAGUAAAAAAAAUUCUGCUCACUAUUGCGCAUCAAACCAAAUUAAUAUAGCUAUAAAAUUAACAUAAGUGUUUUGUUAUGGUCAAAAUGCGAGAUAUAAAUACCUCAACUUACAUUUAAGUUACAGGUAUAGCUUAAUUAUUUUAAAAUACCUUUUUAUAAUGAUUCAAAUUGAAUAUCCUGUUCAUCUGUGCUUUAUAUUAUUUUCGCUUAUACGUCCUUGUACCGCAAGGAAAACCAAAUAAGAUGCAAUAUUUUGUAAAAUACACAUUACAUUUUUUAUUUAAUAUAUAUGACCCUGUAAUGUGGAUAUCUAAAUUGCAAGUUCGGUAGUCACGUUGGUAGUGGCAUAUAAGGCAGACUGGAUCUGAGCUGAUAUACAAUACACAAUCGUAAUUGUAAAAUAUAAUGCUCUAAUUAAUGAUCUUUAGUUCUGUAAUAUUGUAUCCUAUUAAUUAUUGUCUAACUUAUACAGUUUUAUAACUAAUGGCAACACCAUUAACUGUACGUUACGAUAAGACUUGUAACAACACACCGCAAAUAAUGUCAUGCUACAUGACAUUAGCAGAAAAAAAAUAUAUUGUAUAUGAUUA